Messenger RNA from Geodia barretti, 1833 nucleotides. Lineage: Eukaryota; Metazoa; Porifera; Demospongiae; Tetractinellida; Geodiidae. The record is from the annotation of a GenBank genome assembly.
AUGGCCGCUAUCGAGACUCGCUCGACACUCCUCUCGUUCGACAUCUCGGAGGAGACCGGGUUCAUUCCCCAGCGGCCUCCCCUAUCCUCCCUCCCGCCAUACUUCCGAGAGUGGGAAGGGCUGGUGGAUCAGCUGAGCGAGAAACUACAGAGGAAGGAGCUCCGACAGGCCGUCCACAGGCUCCCCGAGGUGGGGUUCAGCUCGGAGACGCUGCACAGCGACGAGGAGUGGCAGAGGGCUCUUGUUGUGUUGAGCAUGUUGUUCCAGGGCUACAUGUGGCAGGACGGGGAGGCCGGGCUUCCGAGCAAGAUGCCUGCCCUACUCUCCGUCCCUUUCCACCGAGUCACGGAGAAGAUCGGCGUCCCUCUCGUCGGAGUCUACACAGCAAGCGCUCUGUACAACUGGCACAUGUUGGACCCCGACAAGCCCAUGGAACUCGAUAACAUUCACGCCAACGUGACGUACACGGGUACAGAGGACGAGUCGUGGUUUUAUAUGGUGGCCGUGCAGGUGGAGCUGGAGGCAGUCCCAGCCCUCAAGGCCAUCUGGAAUGGUGUAAGUGCCAAAAAGGAAGGAGACACUGCGGCUCUGGUCGGCCAUUUGGCUGUCAUUGAGUCUGCCAUCACAGCCAUUCACCGUACCCUCAGGCGUAUGUCAGAGCGAUGCAAUCCCAAGGUUUUCUUUGUCGAUAUCAGGCCGUACUUUUCCGGUACAAAGGGGCUGAAUGUUUUCCCGGACGGAAUGAUAUACGAGGGAGUUGAUUCCAAGCCACGAAAGUAUUAUGGUUCCAGUGCAGGUCAAAGUUCAGCAAUUAGGGCUAUAGACGUAUUCAUUGGGGUGGAGCACACUGGGCCCAACGCUGAAUUCAUCAUAGCAAUGGAAGACUACAUGCCGCGCAAACAUCGUCAGUUUCUCCGACAUGUCGCUGAACAGCCGCCCCUUCGUCAGUAUGUCGUUGAGAGUCAAAACAAUGACUUGAUACAACAGUUCAACGCCACGGUAGAGGCGUUUGUGAGGUACCGCAGCUACCACAUCACUGUGGUGACUCGGUACAUUGUCAACCAGCGAGCUCACAGCGUGAACGCCAGUCUCGACAUGAAGGGAACAGGAGGAACUCACUUCAUGAAAGUGUAUGGAGGGUUCACAAUGGAGACUCUGAUGGCCACAGCAUUUGGUCAGGAUGUGGCUGUUCAGAGAGGAGAGGGGGACCAGGUCUCCAAGGCUGCUGACACUGUCUUCAGGGCAGCUGAGGAAGGAUCCGCCAUUUCCCUUGAGUUUCUAACAUUCAUUUUAUCAAGUUUUCCAUGGCUGGAACCACUGAUACUGAGAGCUUUCCGACAAUCAGAAGCAGGACAGGCUAUGAAACUGAUGCACACAGCUGCUAGUAAUCUUAUCAGGGCCAGAAUCGAAAGUGAACACCCUUCCAAGGUAAAAGACUUGCUUCAGCUGAUGAUAGAUGCAACCAUGGACGAGGAUAAUGGUGAUAAUCCUUCCGGGAAGAAACUGACAAGUGAGCAGAUUGCAGGGUUUUCUAUUGAUUUCUUCCUGGCUGGCUACGAGACCACAGCCACCACCCUGGGGUUUACCUCUUACCUCCUGGCAAUGAACACUCAUGUUCAGGAGAAGCUGAGAUUGAUGAAUACUUUGAGGAAAAUCCAGACCCAGCGUCACUGCUACAAGACAGUGACAGUUGGUGGAGUGACUAUUCCUAAGGGAGCUGAUGCAUUUUUUCCUCUCAACAUCAUCCACCACAUGCCGCAGUACUGGCCAGAUCCCUACAAAUUUGACCCGGAGAGGCAAGUAUCUACAACUAUCACACUAAUACGUACAUAG